This is a messenger RNA of Trichoderma atroviride IMI 206040, 1503 nucleotides long. RefSeq lists its product as uncharacterized. NCBI's taxonomy places the organism in Eukaryota, Fungi, Ascomycota, Sordariomycetes, Hypocreales, Hypocreaceae. The record is from RefSeq and is a predicted model, not a curated record.
AUGUCUGGCUCACCAUUCAACGUCUUGACUACAAACGCCGUCGAUCUGCAGCGCCUCCUAGCAGAAAAUAAACUCACCAGCGUGGAAAUUGUCCAGCACUACUUUGAACAGAUUGAUCGCCAUGAGCCAUUUCUCAACGCUCUCAUUUCCGCUGCGCCCCGAGAUAAGGUGUUGAGCGCCGCUGCAGCACUGGAUGAAGAGCGUAAGAAUGGCAAAACCCGUAGCGCUUUUCACGGCAUUCCUAUUGUCCUCAAGGAUAGUUUCAUAACUGCUGAUGACCUUGGCAUGAGCACUACUUUGGGAUCAUGGGCCUUUGUCGGAGCCAAAGGAGCGAAGAACUCUGCAAUCGCGCAGCUGCUCAUAGACGCUGGUCUGAUUAUCUUGGGAAAGGGCAACAUGACUGAAUUCGCCGGCAUGAAAAUGACAACCAUCAUGUCGGGUUGGUCGAGCCACGGUGGCCAAACGCUGUCACCCUACGUCGGCGAGAUUGAAGAAAACGAGAAAUUAAUAGGGCACUCUGCUCCAGGAGGAUCUUCCACCGGUUCUGCCGUCGCUGUAGCCGCAGGCUUCAGCCCACUCGCAAUGGGAACGGAAACAAUUGGAUCCAUCGUCACUCCAUCGACUCGCAACGGCCUAUACGCUCUCAAACUGACACAUGGCACUCUGGAUACAACCGGUGUCUACGCCUUAUCAGAGUUUUUCGAUUGCGUGGGGCCAAUGGCAAAAAGCGCCGCAGACGUACGCCUGAUGGCUGAGAUCUUGUUAAAGCGCACCUUUGAUACUGCCAAGUUUGGGACUUGGGAAGGGUUGUCUGUUGGAUUCCUCGAUCCUCGCGCGUGGACAAUAGGUGAGGAAAUGUGUCCCCAGCACGAAGGAACGGCAGAGCAAAUGGUAGAAGAAUACGAAGCAGUCGUUGAACUUCUCAAAAAGAGCGGAUGUGCCUUGAAGUAUCCUGCCGAGAUUGCAGGCGUCGAAGGCUUGACCGUAGAUGGAGAGCCCGCCAUUAUGCCAAUCGCAUUUUGGGAAUUUAAAAACGCAUGCAUGCCCCGAUUUAUCGACUCGUUUGACGAAUGUCCCGUCAAGAGCGUCGAAGACAUUGUUACAUUUAAUCGAGAGAAUAGCGAGAAAGCUUUGCCCCCCCCAUAUACGGAGCAAAACGAUCUUGAAAAAUCUCUCACUUUCAACGAUAAGCCGGAGAAGAUUGAGUCCUUGAAGAGCAGAUUCCGCCCUGUUGGACAGCAAAUCAUCAACGACGCUUUCGAUACGCAAGGACUAAACAUUAUUGUGGCGCCUGGAGAUAGUUCACUCUGUAUACACGCCGCUGCAGCAGGCUAUCCCAUCGCCACCGCGCCAGUCGGACAGCUGCGAUACAACGGACGGCCAUUCGGCUUGAGUUUUCUAGCUAGGGCAAACGAUGAGGUAUCAUUAUUGCGUUUCAUGGCGGCAUACGAGGCAGUGGCUGCAGUUCGCCCUGUGCCGAAUAAUCUGGGUCCUCUGCCAUAA